Salvia splendens (bonfire salvia) is the source of this 1866-nucleotide messenger RNA. Its product is annotated as F-box/LRR-repeat protein At5g63520. The transcript has 10 exons. NCBI's taxonomy places the organism in Eukaryota, Viridiplantae, Streptophyta, Magnoliopsida, Lamiales, Lamiaceae. Gene Ontology annotation, molecular function: protein binding. Gene Ontology annotation, biological process: positive regulation of proteasomal ubiquitin-dependent protein catabolic process; protein polyubiquitination. The coding region runs from base 78 to 1673 and encodes 531 amino acids. The record is from RefSeq and is a predicted model, not a curated record.
CCUUGUAUCCGCCCUAUACAAUUUUGAACCCUCGCUAUUGCUAUUUCUAUUUCUAUCAAUCCCUUCUUCCAUCACUGAUGAAAAUGCCGAAAGGGAAGGACGAAUCAGGAAGCAGAAGCCCAAAUAAUAUGCCUUCGAUCGACGAUUUAGGCGACGAUCUCAUGCAAAACAUUCUCAGUCGCUUACCGGCGCUAUCCUUUGCAUCCGCGGCCUGCGUUAACCGCUCCUGGAGCUCCGUCUGCCACCGCGUUCUCUCCGUUCCCAAGCUCCGCUCCGCCGUUUCUUUUAACCCUACCCUUGAGAAUGCUGUGAAUGAGGUUAUGGACAAGGUCUUACAUGAACCAAUUCGACCUCAUUUCGUGAUGGCCUCUAUUGGUCCCUACGUUUGCUUGGAAGCGGCUUUCAAACUGAUUGAAGGGAAAUUUGGUUCCGGUAUUCCUAUAAUUGUAAAUGUGUGUGAGGGUGUUAUUGGCAAGGAUGUGCUCACAGAUCAGUUUGUAGAGUUUCAAUGGGAAAUAACAGAGGAGGAGGAUGGUGGUGCCGAGUUGCUCGAGCAAAAGGGGGGCAUUUCAUUGACAAUUGGAUUUUUACCAGGACUAAAGGCCCAUAUAAUUCCUCUGUUGUUCAGAAUCAAGGGACCUCACGGCAUUCUUAUUGACGACUUUGUGAUGGAUAUCAGAGAAGCUACAUCAACUGUCUCAUCUCCUGCAUCUCCUGCUGGAAUAAUAUUGUUUUCUGAUCGAGAAACAGACAUCAAUCCAGUUCUUCAAACACUUGAAUAUGCCUUUUCUGAGGAUACAUUCAUUGUUGGUGACGGAGGCUGUCAAUUUCUGUAUAGAAGUGAUAGUGGAAACACCAUUACCAAUCAGAAAAACUCUGGUUGUGCUGCAGUUGCCCUAGUAUUUGCAAGGGAUGCUAACAAACCGUUGGAUAUUGGAGAAACUAAAUUCCAUGUCAGGUUAUCAACUGGCGUAUCACCAAUUGGUCCCACCUACAGAGCUGCUUCUGUUAAAUGUCGGAAAAGUUCUACCUGGCUCACUGCAUCUAGAGAAAUGGUUCGUGGGCAUCUUGAUGGCCAAGCAAUUUUAGAAGAAAUUUAUGAUGAGCUAGGAAAUCGUAUACAGUAUCCAGCUUUCUAUAUUGGAGUAACCAAAAGAAGAAAAUGCUCAGUUGGGAUGGAAAUCGUUAGACGGAUGCAAUUUCUUGAAUUCCAUGAAGUGCGGGGAGGGGAUGAAGAAUAUCUGAUUGUGAAUUCUGUUGGUAUCAAAACUGGAGACUCCUUCCGCUUUUAUAUCUCAGAUUCUGGAGCUGCCUUGUCAUCUUGCACCAAAGUUUCAAAUAACCUCAGGCAUCUAGAUUGCGACUGCGGAAACAACCACAUGAAUGAUGUUGAUCACUGUGACAAAAGUAACGUGUUUGGUGGCAUUAUUUUUACUUGUUGUGGCCGGGGUGAAUCAUUCUUUGGAGUCCAUGGUAUUGAUAGCUCACCUUUUCUGAAGAACUUUCCUGGGGUUGCUUUCGGGGGUACUUACUGUGCUGGGGAAAUUUGCCGUGGGGAUUUGAACUUGUAUGAACAAGAUAACGAAGAAGGUGAUCUUGUUCACUGCGGUCAGCAUGUCUACAGUACCGUUUACUUGGUCAUGUCCUACUCUCCGCCACCACCACAACAUUAGAUCAUCGGGUCUUGACUAGAUCUAGAUGGUUGCGGCGUAGGUGGAAGGUAUGUAGAUUUCCUAGAGCUUUCAAUCUUCUGAGGUCCAUAUAAGAGAAUUAUGACUCACAGGUCUACUGUAUGUAAAAUCUAAACAUUUCAUCUUUUUGUGUGGAAAGACAAACCAUUCUCUAAUUUAUUUCUCAGUUUUAUUA